Thalassophryne amazonica is the source of this 2881-nucleotide messenger RNA. Its product is annotated as spondin-1-like. The record is from RefSeq and is a predicted model, not a curated record. The coding region runs from base 206 to 2608 and encodes 800 amino acids. NCBI's taxonomy places the organism in Eukaryota, Metazoa, Chordata, Actinopteri, Batrachoidiformes, Batrachoididae. Gene Ontology annotation, biological process: cell adhesion. The transcript is spliced from 16 exons. Gene Ontology annotation, cellular component: extracellular matrix.
GUGCGCACACACGACGCGCACCACAGUACAGGAUGGACUCGUCUCAGUCUCUCCUUUACCUUUCGCGCUGCUGCAGCCAGCUGUAGUUUGGUGGGAGUUCUGGGGAAGGAGCUGGAACUGAUCCUGAGUCUGCCGUGUCUCCUUUUCUUUGUCCCCUCCUCACUGAUUUGCUUCUGUCGCCUCCUCUCAGAGCCGCUCUUCCGACAUGGGACUGCGUUUGCAUCUGCUGCUUUUGCAGUACUAUUUUGUGUCGAGUUUUGUGUGUAACGCCGUGGCCUUCGUGGAGGAGCCGUUAGCGGGCAGGACGGACGGGUACUGCGGUCGGAUCCUGCGGGCACAAAUCCAGGGGACCCGUAAGGACGGGCACCAUGAGUUCCGGCUCAGAGUGGAGGGACACCCGGACACUUACCAACCCGGCAGAACCUACAGAGUGGUCCUUCUGGCUGACAGCCCCGCUUAUUUCAGAGGUUUCUCCCUCAUCGCGCUGAAGGAGGGCAGAGAGGGCACCACGGAUGAUGACUACACCGGCCAGUUCCAGCUCAUUGAUGAGGACGACACACAGUUCAUGACCAACUGUCCUCCUGCGGUGACAGAGAGCACACCACGACGACGCACCAGGAUACAGGUCUUCUGGACAGCACCACCUACUGGUACCGGCUGUGUUAUACUAAAGGCCAGCAUUGUUCAGAAGAAAAUCAUCUACUUCCAGGAGGAAGGUUCGCUCACUGUGCGGCUCUGCGAGAAAGAGUCCGUGUACGGUGUAGCUACGGGACCUCCGGCUAUAGAGUGCUGUGCCUGUGGAACUGCCAAAUACAGACUCACCUUCUACGGGAACUGGUCCGAGAAGGUUCAUCCCAAAGACUAUCCCAGACGAGCCAACCACUGGUCAGCUCUGAUUGGUGCGUCCCACUCCAGAGGCUACGUGCUGUGGGAGUACGGCGGCUAUGCCAGCGAGGGAGUCUGUCAGGUGGCUGAACUUGGCUCACCGAUCAAAAUGGAAGAAGAGAUUCGACAGAAGGGCGAUGAAGUUCUGACUGUCAUUAAAACGAAGGCUCAGUGGCCGGCGUGGCAGCCGCUCAACCUGCGAGCAGCUCCCUCAGCAGAGUUUUCAGUGGACCGGACGCGUCACAUGAUGUCCUUCUUGACCAUGCUGGGACCAAGUCCUGAUUGGAAUGUGGGCUUAUCAGGAGAGGACCUUUGCACCAAGGAGUGCGGCUGGGUCCAGAAGCUGGUGACCGACCUGAUACCCUGGGAUGCAGGGACUGACAGCGGCGUCACGUAUGAGUCACCAAACAAACCGACAAUCCCUCAAGAGAAGAUCAGACCUUUGACAAGUUUGGACCACCCCCAGAGCCCCUUCUACGACCCAGAAGGAGGAGCAAUCACUCCACUGGCCAGGGUGGUGGUGGAACGCAUCGCUAGAAAGGGAGAACAGUGUAACGUGGUGCCAGACACCAUCGACGACAUCGUGGCGGACAUUGGACAGGAGGAGAAAGAGGAAGAUGACACUCCAGAGACAUGUAUCUACUCCAGCUGGUCUCCCUGGUCGGCGUGUAGCAGUGCGACCUGUGAAAAAGGUCGUCGGAUGAGGCAGAGGAUGCUGAAGGCCCAGCUGGACCUCAGCGUGCCGUGUCCCCACACUCAGGACUUCCAGCCCUGCAUGGGUCCAGGAUGCAGCAUGGAGGGGGGGACAGAGCCAUCCACGUGCAUGAUGUCCGAGUGGAUCAGCUGGUCGGCCUGCAGCGUGUCCUGUGGGAUGGGGAUGAGGUCCAGGGAGCGUUACGUCAAACAGUAUCCCGAGGAUGGCUCCCUGUGCCAGCUCCACACCGAGGAGACGGAGAAGUGUGCCGUAAACGACGAGUGCUCACCCAGCAGCUGUGUGGUGACUGAAUGGGGCGAGUGGGAUCCCUGUAGCGUCACCUGUGGGUUUGGCAUGAGAAGGCGUGAACGUAUGGUGAAGAUGCCGCCCAUCGAUGGCUCCAUGUGCAAAACCGACGUGGCCGAAGUAGAAAAAUGCAUGAUGCCAGAAUGCUACGCUAUACCAUGCAUGCUGUCGCCGUGGUCUGACUGGAGUGAGUGCAGCGUGACUUGUGGGCGGGGCAUACGAACCCGCCAGAGGAUGCUGAAGUCCGACCCUGCAGAGUGCACUGAGGAGCUGGAGCAGACGGAGAAGUGCAUGCUGCCCGAGUGCCCCGUUGACUGCAUGGUGUCCGAGUGGUCUGAGUGGGCAGAGUGCAACAAAUCCUGUGGGAAAGGACACACCAUCCGGACCCGCAUGAUCAAACUGGAGCCCCAGUUUGGAGGCAGCACCUGUCCCGAGACCAUCCAGAGGAAGAAAUGCAAAAUCAGGAAGUGUCGGAUGAAAACGAAGGAGGAGAGAGGAGGGGGAAAUAGGAGACGACGGGGUAAACAGGGAAGAGACGCUGCAGUGGAUCAACAACCAGAUUGCAGGAUGCAGCCAUGGACCAUCUGGACGGACUGUACCAAACCAUGUGGAGGGGGGAUCCAGCAGAGGUUCAUGUUUGUGAAGAAAAGAGAAAAAAAUGCAGCGUUGACCAACUGUAAGGACAGGAAGGAGAUACGUGCCUGCAACGUUCAUCCCUGCUAGGGGGCGCUACUGAACCAGAUCAGGAAAAAGGGUUUAAUAUCUGACUGAAGAUGAUAUUGAUUAAUUUGGUAAAGAUGAUCAUGUGGUUCAGGUGUUGUGUACAUGGCAGGCGAUGAUUACUGUGGCGCCAAGUGAAGAAGCUGAGCUGAUUAGUGAAGCAGUUGUAGAUAUGUAGUUGACAGGGUUCGGGAUACAUUAGAACCAAAAGAAAAUAUUAGAGUUACUGUAUAAAUGACACCACGUGUGUAAUGACUAAAAGCCACUUUCCCUAUU